Brachypodium distachyon (stiff brome) is the source of this 4495-nucleotide messenger RNA. RefSeq names its product DNA-directed RNA polymerase III subunit 1. The record is from RefSeq and is a predicted model, not a curated record. Gene Ontology annotation, biological process: DNA-templated transcription. NCBI's taxonomy places the organism in Eukaryota, Viridiplantae, Streptophyta, Magnoliopsida, Poales, Poaceae. The transcript has 27 exons. Gene Ontology annotation, molecular function: DNA binding; DNA-directed RNA polymerase activity. Bases 74 to 4276 code for a protein of 1400 amino acids.
ACUUCCUUCCUCGGGAGAAAAAGCCGGCGGCAACAGAAUCCAUCGGAGGACCAACCGGAGAGAUCGGAGGUCGAUGGCGGCGCAAUGGCGGCCGGAGGAGAAGUUGCGGUGCACCAAAGAGCCCUUCGUCGACGACGCGAGCCCCCAGAGGAUAAAGAGCAUGCGGUUCUGCACCCUGUCGGGCAAGGAGAUACGGCAGUCCGCGGCGGCGCAGGUGUGGAACACCCGUAUCUACGACAGCAGCUUGAAACCCGUGCCCAACGGCUUGCUCGACCCGCGGAUGGGAGCCUCGGACAAGUGUGGGGAGUGCGCUACUUGCCAUGGCUCAUACACCGAGUGUCCAGGCCAUUUUGGUUACAUCAAACUCGCGCUCCCCGUUUUCAACGUUGGAUACUUCAACAAGAUUCUGGCUGUUCUCAAGUGUAUCUGCAAGGGCUGCAGCAGGGUUCUUCUUACGGAGAAUAUACACCAAGAGUUUCUGAAGAAGAUGAGAAAUCCUAGAGCUGACAGAAGCUCUAUCAUGAUUAAGGUGAGGGACAAAUGCAGGCCGUCCCGUUGCUCCUGGUGUGGAUACAUAAAUGGUAUAGUUAAGAAAGAGGGCAGGAGGGCACUGAAACAAACCGUGGUAAUUGUUCAUGAUUGUAGCAAAAAUUUGGAUGCAAGUACAGAAGAAGUCCGGUCCGUGUUGUCACACAAGAAAGAGAAACUAUCCAUUACUUCAGUUCACACGCUAGACCCUGUUACUGUUCUCUCUCUUUUCAGAAGAAUCACUGAUGAGGACUGUGAAUUGCUAGCCAUUGGUGAAAGGCCUGAGAACCUUAUCAUUACAGACAUUGCGGUGCCACCUGUGCCUAUCCGCCCUUCCCGUUUUGUUGCUGGUACUACAAUGAGCAAUGAAGAUAGUAUUACUUCCAUACUGAGGAAUAUCGUUAACGCAAAUUCCCACCUGAAGUUGACCAUUCAAGAUGGUCAAGUGCCCAUGAAGUGCUUUACCUGGUGGGAACAACUUCAAGAUAAUGUUAUUGAGUAUAUCAAUAGCGAUGCGUCCUCUCUUCAGGAUUCGAAAGAUUGUGGCCUUAUUCAACGACUCAAAGGGAAGACAGGUCGAUUUCGUGGGAACUUGUCUGGAAAACGUACUGAGCACACUGGAAGGACUGUCAUAUCUCCUGACCCCAAUUUGAGAAUAACAGAGGUGGCUAUUCCUGUUUUGAUGGCUCGAGUCUUGACUUAUCCUGAAAGAGUUACAUACUAUAACAUAGAGAAACUGCGUCAGUGUAUACGAAAUGGACCACACAAACAUCCAGGGGCAAAUUUCAUAAUACAACCUGACGAAACAAAGCUGCACUUAAAUUACUGUGAUAGAAGCCGUGCUGCUCGAGAUUUAAAGUAUGGCUGUAUAGUCGAAAGGCAUUUAGAAGAUGGAGACAUUGUCCUUUUCAAUAGACAACCAAGCUUACAUAGAAUGUCAAUUAUGUCACACAGGGCAAGGAUAAUGCCCUGGAGAACACUAAGAUUUAAUGAGUCUGUAUGCAACCCUUAUAAUGCUGAUUUUGAUGGAGAUGAGAUGAAUUUGCAUGUCCCACAGACAGAAGAAGCUCGCACUGAAGCAUUUUUGCUUAUGGGGGUUCAGAGUAAUUUAUGUACCCCUAAGAAUGGGGAAAUACUGGUUGCUUCCACGCAGGACUUUUUAACCUCUUCUUUUCUGGUCACAAGGAAAGACACCUUCUAUGACAGGUCUUACUUUACUCUCUUGUGUUCAUAUCUUGGUGAUGCAAUGGAAAAUAUUGAUCUCCCGACUCCAGCCAUAAUUAAGCCUGUCGAGCUUUGGACGGGUAAACAACUAUUCAGCGUGUUAGUACGUCCUAACGCGUGUACAAAGGUUUUUCUGAAUCUUACUGUUGAAGAAAAAGUUUAUAUAAAACAUAAAGAACGUGAUAAGAAAGCGAUUACAGUUUUGGAAGAGACAAUGUGUCCAAAUGAUGGUUUUGUCUACUUCCGAAACAGUGAGCUUCUGUCUGGGCAACUUGGGAAGAAAACUUUAGGUAAUGGGAAUAAAGAGGGCAUGUUCUCUGUUCUUUUAAGAGAUUAUAAUUCUCACGCUGCAGCAAGCUGUAUGAAUCGUUUGGCAAAGUUUAGUGCAAGAUUUAUAGGGAAUCAUGGUUUCUCAAUUGGUGUGGAUGAUGUCCAACCCGGACAAAGCCUAAAUAAAAAAAAGAAAGUAAUAAUAGAUGAAGGGUAUGAAGAAUGCAAUAAGCUUAUUGCCUUAUACUCCAAAGGUCACCUCAAACCACAACCUGGUUGCAGCAGAGCUCAAACACUAGAGUCUCAAAUAUCUUGUGUACUAAAUAAAUUAAGAGAAACAGCUGGAGAUGAUUGUAUGAGUACACUUCACUGGAGGAACAGCCCAUUGAUUAUGUCUCAGUGUGGAUCUAAAGGUUCUCCGAUCAAUAUCAGUCAGAUGGUUGUAUGUGUUGGCCAACAAUCAGUUGGAGGAUGUCGUGCCCCAAACGGUUUUAUAGAUCGAACACUUCCACAUUUUCCUAUUAAUUCAAAGACCCCUGCGGCAAAAGGUUUUGUUGCUAAUUCAUUCUAUACCGGUUUGACUGCUUCCGAGUUUUUCUUCCAUACAAUGGGUGGACGAGAAGGUCUUGUUGACACAGCGGUCAAAACAGCAGAUACUGGUUACCUGUCCCGUAGAUUAAUGAAGGGUCUGGAAGAUCUCUCAGUUUUCUAUGACCAGACAGUCCGUAAUGCUAGUGGUGGUAUAGUUCAAUUCGUCUAUGGAGAUGAUGGCAUGGAUCCUGUAAAGAUGGAAGGAAAAGGUGGCAGUCCCUUGAAUUUGGACCAGUUGUUUAUGAAAGUCAAGGCCACAUGUCCUCAAAGAGGACACGAUACACUAUCUCCAGAUGUAAUCUUGCAAAUGUUCAAUGAUACGCUCUUCAAACAAGAAACCUCAUCUGGUCGUUGUAGCGAUAAGCUCAAGGAAAUGUUAACAAAAUUUCUUGAGGAUCGUGUCAAAAUGCUGAGAAGCACAAGGAGAGCGCUUCAUAUAGAUGAAGAUCAUGUGGGAAGGAGGGACUCCAGCGUUGAAGAAUGCAUUGCUGCUGAUAUUUCUGGCAUAUCCGCGAAACAACUGCAGGUUUUUCUGGAUACUUGUUUUUCUCGUUAUCAUUCAAAAAUAAUUGAAGCAGGAGCAUCAGUUGGGCCAAUUGGGGCUCAUAGUAUUGGAGAGCCUGGGACCCAAAUGACAUUAAAAACCUUCCAUUUUGCAGGAGUAGCUAGCAUGAAUGUUACUCUUGGAGUUCCUCGUAUCAAGGAAAUCAUCAAUGCUGCUAAAAAAACAAGCACACCCAUUAUCACUACGGAACUCUUGUCAGGGCAGGAUAAGUCGUUUGCAGUAAAAGUGAAGUCUUCUAUUGAGAAAGUAGUGCUGGGUGAGGUGGCAGCAGCCAUAAAUAUUGUCUUCAAAGAAACCGAUUCAAAUUUGGUUGUUAAACUUGAUAUGGAGCGCAUAGAAGCUCAGGGGUACAUGGGAAUCUCGUCUGAUUCUGUGCGUCUGUCAAUAUUAAAUCAUCGAAGAAUCCGUCUAGAACUGAAGUUAACAUCUGAGCAUGUUUGUGUCGUUGAUCAAGCCAAGUUGAGAAUACAUGCAGCUGGAAAAGGUAAGUCCGGCCUUCUGCUUGAGCUGCACAAUCUCAAAUCGAUGCUUCCAAAAGUGAUUGUGAAGGGGAUUCCAACUGUCGAAAGAGCUGUUGUCAACCCUGUUUUUAGACAUGACAAAACUUUCGACAGAUACAACUUGUUGGUUGAAGGAACAAAUCUGCUAGCAGUUUUGGGCACCCCUGGAGUUGAUGCUAAGAAAACAAAAAGUAACCACAUCAUGGAAGUGAGCCAAACGCUUGGAAUCGAAGCUGCAAGGAGAUCCAUUAUCGAUGAAAUCCGGUACACGUUCGAAAAUAACAACAUGAUGAUUGAUCUAAGACAUAUGAUGCUUCUGGCAGAUGUGAUGACAUCCAAGGGCGAAGUUCUGCCCAUGACGGCACACGGCAUCGCGAAGAUGAAGACCAGCGUGCUGAUGCUGGCUUCGUUCGAGAGGACCAUGGAUCAUCUGUUCAACGCUUCAUACGCUGGCCGUGUGGACGAGAUAGAGGGAGUCAGUGAAUGCGUCAUCAUGGGGAUGCCCAUGAAGCCUGGCACUGGUAUCCUCAAAGUCAAGCAAAGGCUCCCGGAUUUGCCUGAAUUCCAGUACCAGCCUGAUCCACUUGUGCUAUCAUGAGGCUGAUCAUUUGAAAAGAAAAAGUUUGCUAAGGUAAAAAAGGAGGAGGACAAGAAGUAUAUCAGGAGGAUGUUAAUAUGCUCAUUUUGAGACUAAUUUAACUGUUCAUUUGACACAGCACCAUGUAUAAAAAUACGCCUUGACCAACAAACUCGAGAGAUCUUGCGAAACACACUCAAAUUUCACGAGGAAAAAACAUGAGUAAAUUUCACAAAACUA